Lagopus muta (rock ptarmigan) is the source of this 3820-nucleotide messenger RNA. It is a transcript of the gene TNKS2, whose product is annotated as tankyrase 2. The transcript is spliced from 27 exons. Gene Ontology annotation, molecular function: protein binding; NAD+ poly-ADP-ribosyltransferase activity. The record is from RefSeq and is a predicted model, not a curated record. Gene Ontology annotation, cellular component: T-tubule. The coding region runs from base 16 to 3519 and encodes 1167 amino acids. NCBI's taxonomy places the organism in Eukaryota, Metazoa, Chordata, Aves, Galliformes, Phasianidae. Gene Ontology annotation, biological process: protein localization to T-tubule; regulation of cardiac muscle contraction.
GGGGCCCGUCCCGGCAUGGCGGCGCGGCGGUGCGCGGGCGGCGCGGCCGCUUUAGCCGAGGCGCCGGGCUGCGGCGCGGCGGUGGAGCCGGCCAGGGAGCUGUUCGAGGCCUGCAGGAACGGGGACGUGGAGCGGGUCAAGCGGCUGGUGCGGCCCGAGAACGUGAACGGCCGCGACACGGCGGGCAGGAAGUCCAGCCCGCUGCACUUCGCCGCAGGUUUUGGUCGGAAGGAUGUAGUCGAAUACUUACUGCAGAGUGGUGCCAAUGUCCACGCACGAGAUGAUGGAGGCCUUAUCCCACUGCACAAUGCUUGCUCUUUUGGUCACGCUGAAGUUGUCAAUCUCCUCCUGCGGCACGGUGCGGAUCCUAAUGCUCGGGACAAUUGGAAUUACACUCCCCUUCAUGAAGCAGCCAUUAAGGGCAAGACAGAUGUCUGCAUUGUAUUGCUGCAGCAUGGUGCUGAACCGACCAUCCGGAACACAGAUGGAAGAACAGCUUUGGAUUUAGCAGACCCAUCUGCAAAAGCAGUGCUGACUGGUGAAUACAAGAAAGAUGAGCUCUUAGAAAGUGCCAGGAGUGGAAAUGAAGAAAAGAUGAUGUCUCUCCUUACACCAUUGAAUGUUAACUGUCAUGCAAGUGAUGGCAGAAAGUCUACUCCUCUACAUUUAGCAGCUGGGUAUAACCGUGUAAAAAUAGUACAGCUGUUACUCCAGCACGGGGCUGAUGUGCACGCUAAGGAUAAAGGAGAUUUGGUGCCACUUCACAAUGCCUGUUCCUAUGGUCAUUAUGAAGUAACAGAGCUUCUAGUAAAGCACGGAGCAUGUGUGAAUGCAAUGGAUCUGUGGCAGUUCACUCCUCUGCAUGAAGCAGCUUCUAAGAACAGGGUGGAAGUAUGUUCUCUUCUGUUAAGUUAUGGUGCUGAUCCAACACUGUUGAACUGUCACAACAAAAGCACCAUUGAUUUGGCUCCAACGCCCCAAUUAAAAGAACGAUUGGCAUAUGAAUUCAAAGGUCAUUCACUGCUACAAGCUGCAAGAGAAUCUGAUGUUGCUCGUAUAAAGAAGCAUCUUUCUUUGGAGACAGUUAACUUCAAGCAUCCUCAAACACAUGAGACAGCACUGCACUGUGCUGCCGCAUCUCCAUAUCCUAAGAGAAAACAAGUAUGUGAAUUGCUGCUGAGGAAAGGAGCUAACAUUAAUGAAAAGACAAAAGACUUCUUGACACCUCUGCAUGUGGCAUCAGAAAAAGCUCAUAAUGAUGUUGUUGAAGUAGUUGUGAAACAUGAAGCUAAGGUUAAUGCAUUGGAUAACCUUGGCCAGACCUCUCUUCAUAGAGCAGCACAUUGUGGUCACCUCCAAACUUGUAGGUUGCUGUUGAGUUCUGGAUGUGAUCCUUCCAUUGUAUCUCUGCAGGGCUUUACAGCCUUACAAAUGGGGAAUGAAAGUGUGCAACAACUACUGCAAGAAGGUAUCCCUCUAGGUAAUUCAGAUGCAGAUCGGCAGUUGUUGGAGGCUGCAAAGGCUGGUGAUGUGGAUACUGUUAAAAAACUGUGUACAGUUCAAAGUGUGAACUGCAGAGAUAUUGAAGGGCGUCAGUCUACACCACUUCAUUUUGCAGCUGGAUACAACAGGGUGUCUGUUGUUGAAUAUCUUCUUCAGCAUGGAGCUGAUGUGCAUGCAAAAGAUAAGGGAGGACUUGUUCCUUUACAUAAUGCUUGCUCAUAUGGUCACUAUGAGGUUGCAGAGCUGCUUGUUAAACAUGGUGCAGUUGUCAAUGUAGCUGACUUGUGGAAGUUUACUCCCUUACAUGAAGCUGCAGCAAAAGGAAAAUACGAGAUUUGCAAACUCCUAUUGCAGCAUGGAGCUGACCCCACAAAGAAGAACAGGGAUGGAAAUACUCCUUUAGACCUCGUUAAAGAUGGAGAUACUGAUAUUCAAGACCUACUUAGAGGAGAUGCAGCUCUGCUUGAUGCUGCUAAGAAAGGUUGUUUGGCUCGGGUGAAAAAGCUCUGUUCACCUGACAAUGUCAACUGUCGGGACACGCAAGGGCGGCAUUCAACACCACUCCAUUUAGCAGCUGGUUACAACAAUUUGGAGGUUGCAGAGUACCUGCUACAGCAUGGAGCAGAUGUGAAUGCCCAGGAUAAAGGAGGUUUGAUUCCUCUGCAUAAUGCUGCAUCUUAUGGGCAUGUGGAUGUGGCAGCUUUGCUUAUAAAGUACAACGCGUGUGUGAAUGCUACAGACAAGUGGGCUUUCACACCUUUGCAUGAAGCAGCCCAGAAAGGAAGGACACAGCUUUGUGCCUUGUUGCUGGCACACGGGGCUGAUCCUACACUGAAAAACCAGGAAGGACAAACACCUUUAGACCUGGUCACUGCAGAUGAUGUCAGCGCACUAUUGACAGCAGCAAUGCCUCCUUCUGCCUUACCAUCUUGCUACAAACCUCAGGUUAUAAGUGUAUCUCAGACAGCAGGUUCUACAGCUGAUCCCCUGUCAUCUGUUCCAUCCAGUCCAUCCAGUCUGUCUGCUGCAAGUAGUCUUGACAAUUUGUCUGGUAGUUUUUCUGAACUUCCAUCAGUUGUUGGUACAAGCAGUGCAGAGGGAGCUACUGUUCUGGAGAAAAAAGAAGUCUCAGGUGUAGAUUUCAGCAUAAAUCAGUUUGUGCGGAACCUUGGCCUUGAACAUCUAAUUGACAUAUUUGAGAGAGAACAGAUAACACUUGAUGUGUUGGUUGAAAUGGGACACAAAGAAUUGAAGGAAAUCGGAAUUAAUGCUUACGGCCAUAGGCACAAAAUCAUUAAAGGAGUUGAAAGGCUGAUUUCUGGACAGCAAGGACUUAACCCAUACCUGACUCUAAACACCUCCAGUAGCGGAACUCUUCUCAUAGAUCUUUCCUCUGAAGAUAAGGAGUUUCAGUCAGUAGAAGAGGAGAUGCAGAGUACUGUCCGAGAGCACAGAGAUGGAGGACAUGCUGGGGGAGUCUUCAAUAGAUACAACAUUUUAAAGAUUCAGAAAGUCUGCAACAAAAAGCUGUGGGAAAGAUAUACUCACAGGAGGAAAGAGGUCUCUGAAGAGAAUCAUAACCAUGCUAACGAAAGGAUGCUGUUUCAUGGCUCCCCGUUUGUGAAUGCAAUCAUUCACAAAGGCUUUGAUGAAAGACAUGCUUAUAUAGGUGGCAUGUUUGGAGCUGGGAUUUAUUUUGCUGAAAAUUCUUCCAAAAGCAAUCAAUAUGUGUAUGGGAUUGGAGGUGGCACUGGAUGUCCAAUUCACAAAGACAGAUCCUGUUAUGUUUGCCAUAGGCAGUUGCUGUUUUGUCGUGUAACACUGGGCAAGUCUUUCCUGCAGUUCAGUGCUAUGAAAAUGGCCCAUUCUCCCCCUGGACAUCACUCAGUUACUGGGCGACCCAGUGUAAAUGGACUGGCAUUGGCAGAAUAUGUCAUUUACAGAGGGGAGCAGGCUUAUCCAGAAUACUUGAUUACUUACCAGAUCAUGAAACCUGAAGCCACCACUGAAGCUUAAGACAAAUUACGUUUGAGAAACCAUCAGACUUGGAUGUGAAGAUACCAAUGUCUGCCAUCCUGUUAACUGCAAUGAGUUGUUGAAAAAAAAAAAAAUCUUCCAUCCACAGGUGGUGUGGUAGCAAAUGUGAAUAAAAUCUGCCGUUUUUGACUUGAUAAAGCUUUAAUAAUGUAUAGUAUGUUUUUCUAAAAUUUCAGAAUUGUCCUCUUUUUCAGCACUUUAACAGACACCAUUCCAGGCGUAAACUGCGGUUUGCCUGUACUAAAUUAAAACAAAAAUUAACUUGAAACAAUGGUUUUAU